This is a messenger RNA of Panicum virgatum (switchgrass), 1537 nucleotides long. Its product is annotated as flocculation protein FLO11-like. The record is from RefSeq and is a predicted model, not a curated record. The coding region runs from base 793 to 1272 and encodes 159 amino acids. Lineage: Eukaryota; Viridiplantae; Streptophyta; Magnoliopsida; Poales; Poaceae. The transcript has a single exon.
CCGCGGCCGCUCGAAUCACCCACGCGGGGCGACGCGGGGGCGAGUCAGAUCUCUACAAAUUAACACACGAGCACAAUACGUAUCCAAUAUUUAUACCAUUUUAUUGUCUAGCAACACAUGGGCAUAGUUGCCUAGUAUAUCUAUAUAAUUAUUGUUUCUCCCUCUAGUCUUCCGCUUUUCCAUAUAUAACACGGUUCAUGCUGGUUGGUGGGUGGGUGAUACAUUAGACUACGUUCGCUCGCCGCCGCUGCCUCACAGCCAGCAAGCAAAACUACUGUAGCCAUUCCUACACAAGGCUAUGUUAGAGACGGACCUUGGAGUCUCGGAACGUCGCCCACUGUUCGGCGCGUACGUGCCCAUCAAACUUACUAACGAGCACGCACGCAAGUUAGGCGUGCGUUAUUCUUACGCGUACGUGAUCCCAUUAUUUCAAGUUGCAAGUCCCUCGUCAGAGGUCCACAAAUGGCAAUCAUCGUCGUCAUCUCUCUCCACAAAUGACAACGCAAGUACUCUGAUGAAUUUUAUUUUGCAGCACGAGAUGGAAUGAAAAAAUCAAAACGCCCUCGGAAAAAAUCUGCUAGUACUAUCCUACCCUGGCUGACUCUGCCUGCACUGCACGUGUGCACCACAGGCCAAUCCAGCAAGCAACUGCGGCCUCAACUUGCUUGCCCCGAAGGCCCAGCUUGGCUAUAAAUACUUGCAUGGUGGCUGCCAUUGGAGCAGGCAGGGGCAGGCACCUCCACAGUAACACUACUCCGGUUGAGAACAUCAUCCCAUACUGAUCAGCUGGCAAUGGCCUUGGUGAUGAAGACCAUGGCUGCUGCUCCCCCUGCGCUCCUGUGCCUCGCCAUGGUGGCUCUCGCGCUCGCGGCUACUUCUACCAAGGCCCAGGCGGCUCCGGCUCCAACACCGUCGUCUCCGACGCCGGCGCCUACACCCGCACCGGCGCCGCCAUCCGUGUCUCUAUGCCCGGCCGGCUUUAGCAACUUGUCCGAGUACAAGGCAGCUGUUCCUGAGUAUUUAAAGCACUGCGUCGCUCUUACUCUAUCUUCCGGUGCACGUACAAUAACCACCAGAAAACUCAGCAGCGUCCUCGGCCCGAUCCGCAUUCCCCCUCCGACCCCGCCCAGCGUCGUCGCCACCUCGAAGGGCCUCGUCGUCGUGCACAGCAUCAUCCACAAGUGCACCUGCUACCUCGCCACCAAAUCCACCCUCCUCGAAUCGUCCACCGGCCCCAUCGUGUGCAAGCCCGCCGGCCAGGGCUUCGCUUGAGCGCGCGCGCGCGUAUGCAGAACACCACCAUGCCCGGGAUGCACUGCAUGAGCGUGAGUGUCGCGUGCAGUGUGUGUGUGCUUGUUGCUUGGCUAUUUAUUUUUAACUCGUCCUACAUACCGCUACUCCGUAUGAGUUGAAUAAGCUGCCACUUAUAUGUAUUCUUGGGUGGUGGUAAAUAAUGGGAGCUUGUAACCUACUUACUUGCAUUGUUGUGUGAUCAUGAAUUAAUACCAUUAUAUAUACUAAAUGAUUUACUGUGUCA